Molecule: messenger RNA, 1780 nt
Organism: Pomacea canaliculata
Lineage: Eukaryota; Metazoa; Mollusca; Gastropoda; Architaenioglossa; Ampullariidae
Product: zinc finger protein 271-like
Exons: 3
Coding region: 1-1029 (342 amino acids)
Biological process (GO): regulation of transcription by RNA polymerase II
Molecular function (GO): RNA polymerase II cis-regulatory region sequence-specific DNA binding; DNA-binding transcription factor activity, RNA polymerase II-specific
Source: RefSeq, a predicted model, not a curated record
AUGGAGACCGUGCGAGUCAGGCAAGGGAUGCCAAAAGUGUUUUCUCCCACUGUCAUCAUUCGCGAUGGGAAAGGAUGCUUUCCAAGGAUGUUAGCAGCAAGCCAGAGGAUUUCCUGUGAACCAUUUACGGAUGAGUUACCCGUCGAGAAGGAGGCAAACGACGAAGUACUGGAUCUGAGCAAACCUCGAAGACACAAAACAGAUGUGAGGGAAGACGUUUCGACAAAUGCUAGUGAAGGAGAUAAAGACAUCGCCCGCGGUGAUUGCUCUCAGACAAACUUAGAUUGCGGGCCCCGGAAACUUUCCAAUGAACUUGUUCCGUUCAAAAAACGAACUCACGGCAGCUCCUAUGUUGCUGGAGACAACAGGAACAGAGAAACUAGACAGGGUUCGAUCUGGUUUCUAGAUGUGUGCAGGAAGCAGGAAGAUUGUGGAUCGGCGGAAGCUCACCAAAAUGUUUGUUCAGCUGGGCUUCACCAGCAGCUGAGUGUGGAGCCGGCCGUCUGUAGUUUCUCCUGUGUGGACAGCCCGGGGAAGCAUCCAGGCUCAAAGACGUUGACCAGGGGAGACUACGAGAUCAAGGGUGACCACUCCCUGGGCCACGGCGACCCUCCUGGUGUAGACUCUCAUGAUGUUUGCCUGGAGAAAGGGGAGGCUAGAGAGGAGCUUGUCAAGCUGAUCCCAGCAGCAGACAAUGACACGAAGGACCCCGGGAGGGAGAGUAGACGACCGCUCGUCAAGCGAAAGCGACCUCGACAGAAGACCUACCCCUGCCCUUUGUGUCACGUGACCUGUAGUAACCGAGGACAGCUGCUUGGACACCUCCGCACUCACACUGGUGAGCGGCCGUACCCGUGUUCGGAGCCAGGCUGCUGCAAGACGUUUGUUCGCAACGAGGAGCUGACGCGGCACCGACGCAUCCACUCCGGCGAGCGGCCCUACGUGUGCGGCACGUGCUGCAAGGCCUUCACGCGCAAGGACCACCUCAACAAGCACCUGCGCGUGCACGCGCUCGGACUACCGGAGUGACAGCAGUUCACGUGCCCAUGACGUAAUUUUCACGUAGCAGAGAUACAACUCCCACUCCACAUAAACAACACCGUUUUCGUGUUUUUUUCUCCCAAGAGUCGAGGAAGAAGAAUCUGAACCAAGUUGAAUGUGUUUAGCAGCAGAAAGGACGAUGAUUUUUAACUAAUUUAUCUGAUCCUGAUAGAAAGUGAUCGUGUGACUUGGUGGCCUUUUACACACAUCUACACAAAUGUUUGAGUGCUCAUAUAUUUAUAUGUAACGUCUAUUUAUUGAAAGUGGCAACCGCCACCAGCAAUACCGGUUGUGGCUAUGCGAGCGUGGUUUAUAUUUUUCUACCCCAGCCAUAAACCUAUCACAAAAGAAUCGUGAAAAGACUAACUCUCCUCCCUCAAAUGUCUUUAUUUGUCUGUGCUACGUCUUCUGUUGUAGCAGUGUUUCGAAACCCCUAAAAUAUAUUUUAUCAACGUUUUAGUGCAGCUGAUAACAUAAACUAAUCUCUGAAAAAGUCAUUAAAUGUUGACAUGUUAUUAGUCUGGAAAUAUAGGUCGAUGUAGCUUUUUCCAGCAUUUUUGACACUAAUGAUCUUGGAUUUGUGCAUACAUGAUGAAAGAUCUUUUUAUACGUCUAGCAGAACAGAUUGUAUCUCAAUGUUGUUUACCUGUCAUUACGAUCCACAUUUUAUAUACUAUCCAUUGAUGACAAUUUUAUUCACCCUAACGGCUCAUUUCGGAAUAUUGUAAAUAUAGCCAUC